GCGACGCCCGGCGGCCUGUGGUCCUCCAAGCCGUUGGCCAUGGAAGCCGUGCGAAGGCCUGCCAGGGUGACGCCGCCGGGGCCCACAGUAUGCAGAUCAGGGGGGAGCUCGGGCGGAGGUUCGAACGGUCUGGGCCCUGAUCUCCAGAGAAGUGCCCGGGCGACUUGGGGCGGCAUGUGGUUCAACCACAGACAGCAAGCAGCGGCGCCCUGCUGA
Amoebophrya sp. A120 is the source of this 216-nucleotide messenger RNA. Lineage: Eukaryota; Dinophyceae; Syndiniales; Amoebophryaceae. The record is from the annotation of a GenBank genome assembly.